UUCUCCUUCCCUCAAUAAUAUUCCCACUAUAAAUACGUUUUUGGAGCCGCUCGCUUUUCUUCCUCUUCCUUCAGAGGCCUUUUUUACUCUUUCAUUUGUGGUUUUUUUUUUUUUUUUUAAUCUUUCUUUCAAAUCCGUACUCUGAAACCUAGCGAAGGAGGUAAAAGGAAAAAAAAGGGAUAAUUUCCUCGGAAACCACACACCCCGAUUAAUUUUACCUAAAAAUCGCCGAGAAAAAAAUGCAGCACCAGAGGCUGAAGCAACAGCAACAAGCCUUGAUGCAGCAAGCUCUCCUCCAACAACAGGCUCUCUAUCACCCAGGCAUCUUAGCUCCUCAGAUAGAGCCAAUCCCAAGUGGAAAUCUGCCUCCCGGUUUUGAUCCAAGUACUUGCUGCAGUGUGUAUGUGGGAAACAUCCAUACACAAGUGACGGAACCACUACUCCAUGAGGUUUUUGCAAGUACUGGUCCUGUUGAAGGUUGCAAGCUUGUCAGAAAGGAAAAGUCAUCAUAUGGAUUCAUCCACUACUUCGAUCGCAGAUCAGCUGCUCUUGCUAUAUUGUCUCUAAAUGGAAGGCAUUUAUUUGGACAGCCUAUCAAGGUCAAUUGGGCAUAUGCUAGUGGUCAGAAAGAGGAUACAUCAGGUCACUUUAACAUUUUUGUUGGGGAUCUCAGUCCUGAGGUUACUGAUGCUAUGCUGUUUGCAUGCUUUUCUGUUUAUCCCACUUGUUCGGAUGCGAGGGUUAUGUGGGAUCAGAAAACUGGGCGUUCAAGAGGAUUUGGGUUUGUUUCAUUUCGCAACCAGCAGGAUGCACAAAGUGCAAUUAAUGACUUAAGUGGAAAGUGGCUUGGUAGUCGGCAGAUUCGUUGUAACUGGGCAACAAAGGGUGCCAGUAGCAACGAUGACAAGCAGAGCUCUGAUGCCAAAAGUGUGGUGGAACUUACCAAUGGCCCAUCAGCUUGGCAUGCAGAGGAUGGUAAAGAGACAACCAAUAAUGAGGAUCUUGAGAAUAAUCCUCAAUAUACUACUGUUUACGUCGGCAAUCUUGCUCCCGAGGUCACCCAACUUGAACUCCAUCGUCACUUCCAUGCACUUGGUGCUGGGGUGAUUGAGGAGGUUCGAGUCCAGUGUGAUAAAGGCUUUGGCUUUGUGAGAUACAGUACUCAUGCUGAGGCAGCGUUGGCUAUUCAGAUGGGGAACACUCAGUCAUUUCUGUGUGGCAAGCAAAUUAAGUGCUCCUGGGGCAGCAAGCCUACACCACCAGGGACAAGUUCAAAUCCACUUCCCCCACCUGUAGCUGCACCUUUACCUGGCCUUUCAACCGCUGACCUUUUAGCUUACGAGCGACGACUUGCCAUGAACAAAAUAGGCGGUGUUCAUGCCCUAGUGCACCCUCAGGGACAGCAUCCUCUCAAGCAAGCAGCAAUGGGAGUGGGUUCUGCUGGAGCAAGCCAGGCUAUUUAUGAUGGUGGAUUCCAGAACGUUGCUGCUGCCCAGCAGCUAAUGUACUAUCAGUAAUAAAAAUAGAGUUUGUGUGGUAAUACCCUUAUUUCCUGCAUUUGCAGGUUUUAUUUGAGUUCCAAACACAACAUUUAGGAGGCUUUUCAGUGUAUUUUCCUUUUUUUUUUUUUUUAAUCUGUGAGGUUGCACCCUGCUUUUAUCAGUACAUAUGAUUGCCUUCCAGAUUUUAUUUGAGUUCUACAAGGCCUGGAAGCUUUUUAAUGUAUUUUCUGCUAUGUAUUUCAUACGGUUGCUGUCCCAAAUCCCAAUGGAUAAUUAAAGCAUAUUUGCACCUUUCUCUUGAGUUCCACACUUACAUUUCUACUGUACUUAUAUAU
This is a messenger RNA of Durio zibethinus, 1837 nucleotides long. The record is from RefSeq and is a predicted model, not a curated record. Lineage: Eukaryota; Viridiplantae; Streptophyta; Magnoliopsida; Malvales; Malvaceae.